CCGCUAGGUCACAGGUCACGUGACGCGUCUCCCCGCCCUCUCACCCUGCUUCCCCUAGGUUCUGAAAAGAUGGCGAAGGUUUCAGAGCUUUACGACGUCACUUGGGAAGAAAUGCGUGAUAAAAUGAGAAAAUGGAGAGAAGAAAACUCAAGAAAUAGUGAGCAAAUUGUGGAAGUUGGAGAGGAACUAAUCAAUGAAUAUGCUUCUAAACUUGGAGAUGAUAUUUGGAUCAUAUAUGAACAGGUGAUGAUUGCAGCCCUAGACUAUGGUCGGGAUGACUUGGCAUUGUUUUGUCUUCAGGAGUUAAGAAGACAGUUCCCUGGCAGUCACAGAGUCAAGCGACUAACUGGCAUGAGAUUUGAAGCCAUGGAAAGAUAUGAUGAUGCAAUACAGCUAUAUGAUCGGAUUCUACAUGAAGAUCCAACUAACACUGCUGCAAGAAAGCGUAAGAUUGCCAUUCGAAAAGCCCAGGGAAAAAAUGUGGAGGCCAUUCGGGAACUGAAUGAAUAUCUGGAACAAUUUGUUGGAGACCAAGAAGCCUGGCAUGAACUUGCAGAACUUUAUAUCAAUGAACAUGAUUAUGCUAAAGCAGCCUUUUGUUUAGAGGAGCUUAUGAUGACUAAUCCACACAACCACUUGUAUUGCCAGCAGUAUGCUGAAGUUAAAUAUACCCAAGGUGGACCUGAAAACCUUGAACUUUCCAGGAAGUAUUUUGCACAGGCAUUGAAACUGAACAACAGAAAUAUGAGAGCUUUGUUUGGACUUUACAUGUCAGCAAGUCAUAUUGCUUCUAAUCCAAAAGCAAGUGCAAAAACAAAAAAGGACAACAUGAAAUAUGCUAGUUGGGCAGCUAAUCAAAUAAACAGGGCUUAUCAGUUUGCAGGUCGGAGUAAGAAGGAAACCAAAUACUCUCUCAAGGCAGUUGAAGACAUGUUGGAAACACUGCAGAUUACCCAGUCUUAAGGUUUCAAAAACUUUCACAUUCCAUUGCACAACUGCACAACUUAUUGGCCUGUGACUUAUUUACUAAAUGUCCAAUUCUAUUUAUAUACUAAUUUUCUGUUAAAGCAGUUGUAAAUAAUGUGUUUAUAUAAACUUAAAAAUGCCUUUUAUUAAUAAGCAGGAAGAUGGGAAAAGUCCAUGGAAGAAAAAUUUAAGAAGAAUCUUAUUGAUUGUACAUCAUUCUCUUAAUAUCACACUGCUUUUAAACCAUAAUGUGAUAUAGAAAUAACCUCGUUAAAUAAACCAUGAUGAUUUAUUAAACUUGCAUGUGAAGAUUAUAGAUUCUGUUACACUUAAAUAGUGAACAUGUUUUAGCACUCAAUUUCUAGUUAAUUCCUUUUUAUCUGUGGUAGGAAAUACAUAGCAUAUAUAACUGACACAAACUAAAUACUGGUAUAUUAUCUUGAGUCUCUUUUAAUGUCAGGUUGGAUUUUUUCUCAGUGUUUCAAUAGACUAUUUUGUGUGCUACAAUGUUAGUCUGCUAAAUCAUAUUAAAAUAUGUCACACUCAAAAAUUUGGUAAUCUUUGUAAACUGCUUUGCCAUAGGAUAUAAUUAUUUAUACCUAUAAACUGUUUUAUGGUUUAUAAAUGCUUUAAUGAUAUUUAACCUUUAUAGAAGUUAUAUCUAAAAGUUACAGUUAUUGAACUUUUAACUGUAAAUUAUACAAAGAAAAUUUAGAGGUGUAGAGAAUAGGAGCUAAAAGGGUUUCAGUGGCUGAGUUAUUUUUACUUUAGGAAAAAAUAAAAAAAAAUCUAAACUAUCUUUAGAGGAAAAACAAUCCUCAUAUCUCAUUACCUUCUUAGUAAUAAUUGGAAUUUCUUCCUUUUUCUCUUUCCUACUAAUUAAUCAUUGUAAUACCUUCAACAGUAGUUUGCAUGUCUUAGUAGAAUAGAAAGAACUUUUAUUUAUGUCAUUGAGACGUAUAUAGGUUUUUAGAAUAGGCAGUUGUUCAUUUAGGACCAAUAUUUAUCAUUAGUAUUAGUUUGUAAUUUACAUAUAUGUUGCAUAUAAUACAUAUGUGAAUAAUAUUACUUAUUUUUUAAUACCAACACUAUACAGAAACUUCUCACUUGUCAUUGCUGGAUUUGGGCAAAUGGAGAUCAUGGAGGAAUUGACAGUCUUUAGGAAGAAAACUUACCAAUACUAGCAUUUUAACCUUUACAAUAAUUCUGUUAUUCUUCCCGUCUAGUGUAAUUCUUUCAUGUUGCAGUCCUUUUCAUUUUAUUCUGCCAUGAGUAAUGAGUAAAUGUGAAAUAACUCUUGUCAUAUGAAGAUAAUUCUCAACUAAUCUUUGUUAUCACAAGAUGUACCCUUUUUGCUCAUGAAUUUAAUAACUGCAUUUUCAGCAUAAUCAGCCAUUUCAAAUUUGUUUGCUACAAAGAAAAUAGUGCCCACAUACUACUGCACUACCUUAUUCUCUCAAAUCUGUUCCCAUCUGUCACUAGAAUAGUGUUUUCUUUAACAAUUAAAUUUGUGUAAUAAUUUAGUGCCUCAUUACUCUCAACUUUAGUUUCACUUUAUUUUUUCAAAUUUUAAUA
Molecule: messenger RNA, 2541 nt
Organism: Phyllostomus discolor (pale spear-nosed bat)
Lineage: Eukaryota; Metazoa; Chordata; Mammalia; Chiroptera; Phyllostomidae
Gene: EMC2
Product: ER membrane protein complex subunit 2
Exons: 11
Coding region: 70-963 (297 amino acids)
Biological process (GO): protein folding in endoplasmic reticulum
Cellular component (GO): EMC complex
Molecular function (GO): protein binding
Source: RefSeq, a predicted model, not a curated record